This is a messenger RNA of Punctularia strigosozonata HHB-11173 SS5, 561 nucleotides long. RefSeq lists its product as uncharacterized. Lineage: Eukaryota; Fungi; Basidiomycota; Agaricomycetes; Corticiales; Punctulariaceae. The record is from RefSeq and is a predicted model, not a curated record. The transcript is spliced from 5 exons. The coding region runs from base 17 to 235 and encodes 72 amino acids.
GACAUGUGUAAGCCCCAUGAUCCCGAAGUAUAACGUGCCAUCGCGCAUGAGCGUUCCGCGUGCUAGAAACCGCCCACUCUGCACAUACUUGAACAACAUGAGGCCGAAGAUAGUGCUGUCAAAUGCGAGCAAGCAAGACCAGGUGAUUGCUAGAUCUGUAGAUCUGGAAAGGUAUCGGCUUCGGCUUCUUCGUCCGUUGAAUAUAGUAGACAGCUUACUGAUGCUUUGUCAAUAGGUUAACGCAUCCUACCACCGCACUUGGCGUAGGUAUAUCGUCAGAGGUGGAAUUGCGAUUGCCAAGAACCGCCCACUGGCAUUCGUGAGAUUGGUUACUUACAACCCACUUUAUCGCACGAGGAGAUACACCGCGAUUAUGUACUCACGGACGCAAGGCCCACCAGGCAAAAUCCGUAGACGAGAAGGGCACCUAGUAUCGUUCGGCUGCGGUUGUAGAUCGCGUAUGUGCGCAUAACUCCCAACUAUGAAUUGAAUGACAAUGGCCAUGACUUGAUGAUACUCCUGCAGGAUGUUACAUUCCGCCUAGAGCGCACGAGCAGCGUC